UUUUGCCUUUUGAUAAGCGCGUCGCGGUCAGAACGCUGUGUGUAGUCUUUGUCUGAAUUGUGGCAUGUGAGCAUCUCAGAAGUUCAUCUCUUGUGACUUUUGCACUAAAUUCGCUUGCAUUUUUUUUUGUGUGGAAUUGUCCCAAAAAAGGAAUAUUCAAGAAAAAAAAAUCAGUGAAGAACUUUGAACAAUUUUUUGUGUGAUAAAAAAAUCGUAAUCAGUGAAGAAGAUCCAAGAAGAGAUCAAACCCCCGAGAACGGUGACACAUUUGUAUUCCUGGGAGAUGAUUAAUGCAGUGACUAUCAAUAGAAAACAUAAAGUUGAGAGAAUUCUAAAGGAAAAAACUUGAACAAUUCAGUUUCGAAGAAAAAGAAAUCGCGAAAGAAAAAGAAUUUACGAAAGAAAACGUAUAUAGAGGAAAAGAUGUACGUUUGCUGGGUGAAUCCAUCCCAAAUGGGUAUGAUCCCAUCGACAAUUGUCUGGCCACAUCAGUAUCCACAUCAGCUGCAGCGUCCUUUCUCGCCAACUCGGCACUUUUCAUCCGUAUCGCAUUUUCGUUCAUGGACACAGAGUGAGUUCUUCUUUGUUUCUUUUGUGUACAUUACAUACAAUUUUCUCCCGCGCAGACUGUUGUAUAUAUUCCUUGAAGAUGCGUCGUCUUCUUGUAUGAGAUUAUGUGGCGUCUCAAGCACGUUCUAUGCGCUUGCGCCUUGGGAUCUGUUUACGUCGGCGCCACAAAAUUGCGCCAUUUCUGCUCUCUCGAAGGAGAGACAUUCGCAUGAUGAUGUUAUUCACUCGAAAUACACAUCCUCCUUGUAAACUUUUUCUUUUUUUUUAACUUCUCAAUAAAAUUGCAAUAUUUCUCACCAACCGGAACAUCACGAUGCAUGGACAUCAAGUGGGCAGAUGCAAUAAUUUUUUUCUCAUUCCGCAUUAAGACAAAAAAAUUGUCUGUAUGCGUAAAACUUCAAGAAAACCUUCUCUAAAAUGUUGAAAAGUUAUUGAACUUCCAUGAUCAGAGUGUGGGAUAUUUAUGUCUCUGUCGGAUUUAUAUUUUUAGUCUAGAUAUCUCGAGGGCUUUUAAACUGAAAUUGUAAAUUCUUUUGUGGACUUUUUUCUUAUAUUGUUCCUUAAUAAAUCUACAAAGGAUGUUAUGCACAAUAUAUGGGGGAUUUAUGUUGAGUAAAAAAGCUCUAAAGCUUCAUUUUUAAUUAAAUGUUUUUGGUCAAGUUUUAUGCGGUUUUUUUUGCACUGAAAGUGCCUCAAAAAUAUGACUCAUUAUUAAAAUUUUUAAAAUCUCAACUUGAACAAAAAAGUAAAAGAAACUUUUUGAGUUUUUGGUUUUUUGGUGGUAGAAAUUUUCAGAAAUUCCACUGGCACGACAAUCCUUAAUUCGAAAAUUAAAUAAUGUCCUUUGUUCAUAGACGUAAAAAUCUGCUCUGCAUAUUCACGUUGCUCUACUAAAUAAAAACUGCAAAUGCAAUGAAAAGUUUCUUAGCAAAAUCAAUGGAUUAUUGCAUCCAAUAGUUGAUCAUAUCGAGAGAGAAAAAAAGCUUUUAGACUUAAAUUUUUAUUGGUAGUGGAAGAACUCGCAAUGACGCCAGGUGGUGGAAAAAAGAAUGAUGAAAUCAUUUUCAUCGCGCGCGCAACUUGGUGUGCCUCCAUAAACGAUAAGAGAGGAAAAGAAAAACCCUUGUUGGCCUUAAACCAUUUAUCGUGUGUGUGUCCGAGAAUGCAAUGUCUGGUGCGGAUGUGCCCGUAGAUAAAAUUGGCAGAAGAUCUUUGGCCUGGAGGAAGGUGAAGGACGCCUCUGUAUUGCAAUUUAAUUCCAAUCGUCUGGGAAUUUUUACUACAUAUAUGUAUGCAAAUGCUGGAUGUUGCGCUGCAACACACGGUUAAUAAUUUUUCUUUCGCGCAUCUUCUUCGUAAGUUUGGAUGACGCAAUAUUUGAGCGCGUAUUUAUGAGAAUUCCUCACGAGAUGGCAAAAAUAAUAUACGCAGGGAUUUCUUCGGAAAUUGUGGCGCAAUUCCAUGAUCAUCGCACUGAGUCAUUCUGACCAACCAGUGAGAGCCACCGCAUAUUGCUGGAUCGGGAAAGAAAAAUAAAAAAAAAUGCUCGAGAUAUUCAGCAGUGUGAUCGUUCACCGACCCAUUGUCAUUUUGAACUUUGCACGAUGAGGAAAAAAUAAAUAAAAUUAAUAAAAUAGGUGACACCUUUUUUCGCGAAAUGCGUGUAGGUGAGGUUCUCUCCGUGUGUACACUGUGAAAAAAUGGUUGGUUGAUGGAGUAAAUGUUGCGAAAAAUGAUUAUGAUGUGGAUGUGUUGUAUGACGACCAGGCGGGGAAAUCAUGAUGACGCUGGCGGUUCCCCCACUCUCACAUGAGGCAUGCAGCAAUCGCCUGGCAAAGCGUGGUGGUGGCAUAUACAGUGUGAAAAGUAGUUGUGAUGAUUUCAGUUAGUUGAAGACUCCCAACAAGUUCAAAUCGAUUUCACUUUUCACUUUGAAUGUGGGGAGAUUUAUAAAGCUACAGCAUAAGUAAAAAAAAAUUAUAUAGAUAUAUAAGCUCUUGAUUUACCUGAAACGUCCACUACGGAGCCACCUUGAGUGAUUUUCACCGUGAUCUUGUAAUCAGUGUCUUGGGUGUGCGAAGAGACUUUAUUUUUGGUGUGAAGAUACCUAUCGCAGGUGUUUAACAGUGCUGAUAGGCUAAAGAAAAAAAAAUCGCAAAAGAAAAUAAUUUAAAAAAAAACGUGUGAGAGAUUUUUCACUUGAGAGAGGAUGGAAAAAAAAUUCAUGGAGAUUCAGUCAGACUGUACGAUAAAUUGCCAUGAAAAGAGACAUUUACAUGUGGUGAAUGAGAAUACAACGAGAACUCAAAAUAAUAUCCUUCAAGUGAUUUCAAUGAAUUUUCUCUUGAACCUCAAUUCAUUUGAUUAAUUUCUUAUUACCAACUCAUACAACAAACUAUAUAAUAGUUAAAAUACAAAAGCAAAAAGUGAGAGAAUCAGGAAGUUGGCUCGCAUACGAAGACUCAACAAGAGAUUAGGAGAGAGCAGACUUUGUCGUGAGAGAUUAAUCUAAAUGUGUAAAUUAAGUGUGAAUUUUGUAAAAGAAAAUUGAAAACAUUGUUGCAAUUUUUUAUCAAGUGAUUUUUACUGUGAGAGGUUGAAAAGAAAAUUGAACUUGCUAAGAUAGAUUGCAAUCAGUUUUUGCAGAAUUUUUUACGUCUGGAAGUUGUGAGAGAAUUAUAUGUAAUGAGAAUAAAGUCUCACAAAGUCGCAUAAUCGCAAGUCACAUGGUCCUUCAAAUGUUCUCGUGCUCGUCGCUCAGUGGUGAACAUCCAACAGAUACUUCACAUUAUCUACGAGACGAUAAUAAGCUCGUGUGUUGCGUUCAUUCUCAGUGUGACGUUAACUUGGGAAAGAGGAAGAAAGAGGUGUAUUAUAGCAAAAUCAACAGAGCUCUAAAUCCCUAAAAAGAGAUUACGCGAAGGACACGCAUUUUAAUUGCACUAACUCAUUUGCAACAAAGUGUAUGUAGCAAAAGCUCGCAGUAAAAGCUCUUGGCGAAAGUAAAGAAUUUGUAGCAAAAAAAAACUUCUUCAUUGGGAAACUCUACAAAAAGAAAAUUUUUCAUACACAAAAAAUCAACAACUUUGGUGUUGUUUUUUUUUCAAAGUUUUAUCGUCUCUGCAAAAGUUGAAAAACAAACCGUGUAACAACAUUUUCGUGCAAGUGGCCGCGAAGAUUAGGAGUGCGUGCUGGUAGUACAUUUAACAACAGAAAAAAAGUGUUUGAAUUUUUCCAAAGGCGGAAGAGCAUUUUUUUUGUGGUAGUCCGUGCAAGGAGGGCAAAAAUGGAUCUUCACGAACACAUAAUGUAUUUAUUUUUGACACUCAUUGGCCUGUGUUUUGCUCUUGGAUGUCGUCAAGUGAGGAGAAAAAAUGCCACUUGCGAUGAAAGAGUGAGUCAGAGGAUAAGCAAGGAGGAGAAGAAGGCACGAAAGGAGCGCAAGGAUAGCAGUGGGAUAUCGUCAGAUGAUGAGGCGAAUUUGCUGGAGAAGAAAUCAGACGAUGGGAGUAGCGAUACAAGCGAAGGAACGAGAAAUGUUCGCGGAAGGCGCUACGGUAGGAGUAAGGGGAAGAAACAACGGAGUAUGUGGAGAGAAAAAUCAACCACUAGUGAAGCAACUCGUGGGCAUCGCGAAGAGGAGGAGGAAGAAGAGAAGGAACUACACUACUACGUGGUAGCCACAAGCAGUAGCGGUAGUGAGGAUUCACCGAAGAAGAGUCCCAAUUUCCGUGGGAAGAACACCACAAAAAAUCCACGCAGGCAGCGUCGUAAUCAGCGUAAGGAUAGCCAGGAGUCGGUGGAGAAGGUAGCUGUUGGACCGAGGAAGGACAAGGAGAAAAGUGUGAAUUUCAGUGGGUGCGAUGAGGAGAGAAUAUGGACUCUCACACCACCACUGAGGCAGCACACAAAGCUCAAUAUGUCCGAGGAGACACUCACAUCGUGCCUCAGAUCUUACGUCCUCCUGCCGUAUCAGUUGCGUCCACUUGGCUUUCCCGUGACCUGCGACUGGGAUAGGCGCCGUGCAAUUAUCUACAAGAGCUCUCCGGGGGAGUUCUUUGCCCUCAAGAGGGCCUCAAUUGCAACCAAUGGGAGUGUUUUUGACGUCAAUGCAGCUGAAUUCGUUCCCGCCAGUCAUGGGGAAGUGACUCACGUUUCGCCGGUGAUUGUCAAUGAAUGCGAUGGGCUGGAGAAGCCAUCACAGGAGGCACUACUGUCGGAAGAUAGUGGUCAGAGUAGUGGAUCAUCGAGUCCACCGUCUGUGGAUGGGGAAGAUGCCCUCGAUGAUACGGUUACAUUCAUUCCCAGCGAAGAGAAGCGUUGCUGUCGCUGCGGCAGAGGAUUCUUCGUGACUGUCGAUGGGGAAUACUUGACCCAUGAGCAGUGUGUCUUCCACUGGGGGAAACUUCAGCGUGUUGACUGUCUUCCCUUUGGACGAGUGGAGUUUUCUUGCUGUGGCGGUGAUGCCGGUAGCCGCGGAUGCACAACAAAUCGCCUCCAUGUUUGGUAUGGCCUCCAGACAGGACUCAAUGGUCCAUUUGAGGGAUUCGUUGCCACACGACCUGGUGCUUCAGAUGGGAAGCAUCAAAUCUUCGGCCUUGACUGUGAAAUGUGCUUCACAGGACGCGGGCUGGAGUUGUGCAAAGUGUCCGUGGUGGCAUCCGAUGGGAGGCUCCUCUAUGAGCGCCUUGUGCGUCCCGAGUGCCCAAUUGUUGACUACAACACACGCUUCUCGGGUAUCUCAGAGCAGGAUUUCACAUCACGCGGUCAAGCGGUGCGAACACUGAAGGAGGUGCAGCAGGAUUUGCUGAAGAUGAUUUCAGCGGAAGCAAUUCUCAUUGGGCAUGGUCUCGAAAAUGAUUUGCGUGCCCUGAAGAUUAUCCAUAGGAAUAUCAUUGACACCUCUGUGGUGUUUCCUCACACAUCUGGAUUGCCAUUUAGGCGUUCCCUCAAGUCCCUUGCAAAGACCUUCCUCAAGCGUGACAUACAAACAGCUGCUACGGGACACGAUAGCCUCGAAGACAGCCGGGCGUGCAUUGAGCUUAUGCUAUGGCGUGUCCGGAAGGAUUUCCGCACGAGCAUAAAUGCCCACUAAAUCAAAAAAUGGUGAGGAAACCCACACUCAAAAGACUGCUGCCUGCAGAAAUAUUUUCUGUGAUGUUUUAUUCAUUUUAUUUCGUUUUUAAUUUAAUUUUUUUAUCAUCGGUAAUCCUCGCAAGUUUAAAAUUUGAUUUUACAAUUUUUAUCCCUGUGCUUUCAUGAUUUUUUUUCGCAUAUUUACCUUUAUUAGUUUCCCAUAAAUAUAUUUUUAUUAUUAUAAUGCGAAUUUUUUCUUGUCCGCGAGGAUAGAUAAAUUGUACAAGAAACAGAGAAUCUUAGUUAUAUAAGAGAUAUGUUGUAGAUUGUAUGGAAAGAAGAAGGAGAAAAAAAACAGCUGAUAUAUACCACUAAAAAUGUUAAUAAAAGUCGAUGAAAUAUUCUUAAUUGAAGAUAAA
This is a messenger RNA of Lutzomyia longipalpis, 6065 nucleotides long. RefSeq lists its product as uncharacterized. Lineage: Eukaryota; Metazoa; Arthropoda; Insecta; Diptera; Psychodidae. Bases 3857 to 5665 code for a protein of 602 amino acids. The transcript is spliced from 4 exons. Gene Ontology annotation, molecular function: nucleic acid binding; exonuclease activity. The record is from RefSeq and is a predicted model, not a curated record. Gene Ontology annotation, cellular component: nucleus.